GAGGAGGAGGAGGAGGAGGAAGAGAGAGCGGACAGAAGCCGCUUUGUGUGUCCGGACGGAGGCCCGGGAUUGGGGGCGAUGGAGUCUCUGGAGCCCACGGACCAUUUGAGGCUGCAGCAGGAGGGAUGAAGGUCCACCGUUGGAGAUCACCCCAUCAUGCCUGAGGGUGCCCAGGCCCGCCACCUUCGGAGAUACAGCCCGGCCCCGGCCGCGCCUGCUCGGCCCCCACCACUGGCCAUGGCUUCCCGCGGCUCCGGCAGCAGCACGUCCCUGAGCACCCUGGGCUCCGGCUCCGAGGGGGAGCGCCCGCCCAGCCUGGGCUCCUCCGCCUCCUCCGCCUCCCUGGCCGACGGCCUCGGGCCCCCGGCGGCCGGCCCCCCGGGGCCACACAUCAGCCUUGACCUGAUGCCGGUUGGGGCGCUGGGGGAUCCCGGUGCCGGUGGGGGGAAGCCCUCGCACCUGGAGCGUGUAGCCCUGGAGAUCGUCGAGACAGAGAGGGCCUACGUGCGGGACCUGCGGAGCAUCGUGGAGGAUUACCUGGGCUGCCUGGUGAACAGUGAACACCUGGAGCUGCAGCCAGAGCAGCUAGACAUCCUGUUCUGCAACAUUGAACAGAUCUACGAGUUCAACAGAGAACUGCUGGAGGAGCUGGAGAGCAGCAGCAGCGCCCAGGGCAUCGCCGAAUGCUUCGUCCAGAGGAGUGAACAGUUUGACAUCUACACCCUGUACUGCAUGAACUACCCCAACUCCCUGGCCCUGCUGCGGGAACUGUCCAGCUCCGAGCCGCUGUCCCGUCUCCUCCGCGAGCGCCAGGCCUGGUUGUGCCACUCGCUGCCCCUGCAGAGCUACCUGCUCAAGCCCGUGCAACGCAUCCUCAAGUACCACCUCUUAUUGCAGGAGCUGGGCAAGCACUGGGAUGAGCGGCACGGGGGCUACGAGGUGGUGGAGGAGGCCAUCAUCACCAUGACGGCCGUGGCCUGGUACAUCAACGACAUGAAGCGCAAACAGGAGCACGCUGCCCGGCUAGAGGAGGUUCAGCAGCGCCUGGGGGGCUGGGAGGGCCCGGAGCUGAGCGCCUUCGGGGAGCUGGUCCUGGAGGGGACCUUCCGGGGUCCGCGGCUCCGCAGGGAGCGCCUGCUCUUCCUCUUCUCCCGGAUGUUGCUGGUGGCCAAGAGGCGUGGAGACACCUAUGCCUACAAGGGUCACAUCUUUUGCUGUAACUUGUCUCUGAGCGAGAACCCCAAGGAUCCCCUGAGCUUCAAGGUGUCGGACCUCACCAUCCCCAAACACCAGCACCUUCUGCAGGCCAAGAACCAGGAGGAAAAGAGGCUCUGGAUCCACUACCUGAAGCGGCUCAUUGUGGAGAACCACCCGGCUUCUAUCCCCCAGAAGGCUAAACAGGUCCUGUUGGAGAAUAGUUUCCAUUGCGCCCCUGAGAGCCGUCUGAGCCCCGAAUUCCUCAGUCCCUCGUUCAGCUCCCCACGGCUCCCCGAGUCUCACAGCUUCACCCCUGGACGGAGGGCGGCAGAGUCUUCAGCCUCGCUCUACAGCCCUGAAAGGACCCGCAAACUCACCCCUGUCAACAGCGGCCUCCUCUCCCGCCGUGGACGCCGCCAGUCUGAGCCGGCCAAGGAGUCUCAGACAAUGUUCCAGGACAGCGACUCCAGGCUCAAGCACGCGGGCAGCGAGGGAGAGCUGUACCCUACCUCCGAGUCGAUCCACUCGGCGCCGGAGCCCGGGACCUGCCCUCCCGAAGACACCCUGGAGGAGCCAGGCGUCUCACCCCUCCCCUCCAACCUCUCCAUCACUGAGGAGAUCCUGGAGCUUCUGAGUCAGCGGGGCCUGCGAGAGCCGGGGGGCCCAGGCGAGCCAGCUGCCUGUGAAGCCCCGCCAGACCUCGGGGAGGCCCCCAGGAUCCGAUCAAGAGACGGAACCCCGGUCCCGGAGGAGGAGGCUGCCCCGGAGCGCCGGCCUCCCUCCAGCAGCGACUCUUCGGAAGAAGAGGAGGAGCCGCCACCACCGGCCGAGCGGGAGCCAUCCCCGCUCCACGUCCUGGAGGGGCUCGGCCGGGACGGCCCUCCCGACAUUCCCGAAGACUCCCGGGAGCGGGAGAUCCGUGCCAAGUCGCCCAACAUCCCACCUCUGACUCCCGGCUGUUCCCCAGAGGGGAGGGAGGACAGGGCUGGGGAGAGCCCAGUCAGGAGCGGGGAGGAGCGGGGUUGCCCGGACGAUCCCAGAACGCCAGAGCCGGAGGGCGAGAUGCCGGAGCCGGCAGUGGGGUCCCCCGGACGGGGGCCUGGGACAGAGGCAGAGGGAGGCGCUGCAUCCGCCUCCAAAGCCUGGUCCGGCCCUGCUCGCCCGCCGAGCCCGGAACUGGAAUUCCGCUCCUGCGCGGAGAUCCGGAGGGCCUGGCGGGCGAUGGAGCAGGCAGGUGGCACGGGGUGGGAGUCACGGGGGGUGUCCCGGCUGACCUGCUCCGAGCCCCUGGUGAUCCUGGAGGAGUCGGACCUGCGGGGGCCAGGAGGGGGUGAGGCUGUGGCCCGGUUCUGCCCGAGCCUGACCGAGUUGGCGAUGUACCGGGAGGAGGGCGGCUGCGGGGGCCUCCAGCACUCGGAGAAGAUUCUCACGCGGGUGCAGGCCCUGGCCCGCAUGUACAGCGAGAAGGUUCAGCGGAUGCAGUGGGGGGCCCGGGCCGCCGCCCCCAGCCCCGCCGCCGCUGCCGCCCAUCCCGUUAGGAGGAUCCGAGGCCUCUCCCGCACCCAGCCCCAGGCCCCGCCCUGCUCUGAGCAGCUGCAGUCCGGCCCCCCCGUGGCCUUUGGCUACGCCUUGGUGCGGGAAGCGACUCUGCCCUUCGCCUGCAUCCAGGAGACUGUCCCCCUCUUCCCUGCCGCCCGGGAGAGCGCCGUCUGGCUGGGCACACAGUCUCCUGGGUCCCCAUCGCUGCCGAGAUCCCACCCAGUAGAAAUCGAUGGGACUCUGGACCACCCUGGACUCCCACCCAGCCCGGCCUCCCAGAGCACAGCUGAAGCCCCAUCUCCAACCCCCAGCCCGCCUCUCAGCCCCCUCCCCACCCGGAGCUCCCUGGGGAAGAAAACGGAACUUCCCGAGGCAUCUCAGUCGUCGUCCUCCUCCCUCCAGGCCUCUUCUCCCUGCAGUUCCUCGCAACAGGCCUCCUUUCCCUCCUCCCAGCAAGCCUCCCCUCCCUCCUCCCAGCAGACCUCCCUUCCCUCCUCCCAGCAGGCC
Molecule: messenger RNA, 3243 nt
Organism: Ornithorhynchus anatinus (platypus)
Lineage: Eukaryota; Metazoa; Chordata; Mammalia; Monotremata; Ornithorhynchidae
Gene: PLEKHG2
Product: pleckstrin homology and RhoGEF domain containing G2
Exons: 20
Molecular function (GO): guanyl-nucleotide exchange factor activity
Source: RefSeq, a predicted model, not a curated record